This is a messenger RNA of Colletotrichum godetiae, 765 nucleotides long. RefSeq names its product dienelactone hydrolase. Lineage: Eukaryota; Fungi; Ascomycota; Sordariomycetes; Glomerellales; Glomerellaceae. The coding region runs from base 1 to 765 and encodes 254 amino acids. Gene Ontology annotation, molecular function: hydrolase activity. The record is from RefSeq and is a predicted model, not a curated record. The transcript has 3 exons.
AUGUCGACUAUGCCCGCUCAGCACGGUCACAGCGAGGGAUGCUGCAACAUUCCUCCUGUCGUCUCUAAGGGCUACGAUGCCAAGGGCAGCUACGAAGAGAUUGGCGGGAAGAAGACCUACGUCACCGGUCCCACCGACGCAAAGAAGGCCAUCGUCGUCACCUUUGAUAUCUUUGGAUUCUUCCCCCAGACGCUCCAGGGAGCCGACAUCCUGGCCACCAGCGGCGCCGAGAAGUACCGCGUCUUCAUCCCGGACUGGUUCGCCGGCGAGCCCUGCCCCAUCGAGUGGUUCCCCCCCAACACCGAAGAGAAGCAGAAGAACCUCGGCGGCUUCUUCCAGAAGUUCCCGCCUCCCAAGAUUGCCGAGCAGACCCCCGACUACGUCAAGGCUAUUCAGUCAAAGUACUCGUCCAUUGAGUCCUUUGCCACCAUUGGCUACUGCUGGGGCGGCAAGGUCGUCUCUCUCGUGGCCUCUGGUGACAAGAACCCCUUCAAGGUCGCUGCCGAGAUCCACCCCGCCAUGGUCGAGCCCGAGGACGCUAAGGGCAUCAAGAUCCCCCUUAUUAUGCUCGCUUCCCAGGAUGAGCCCGAGGAGGACGUCAAGAAGUUCGAGGCAAACCUUAACGUAACUAAGCACGUUGAGACUUUUAAGGACCAGAUCCAUGGAUGGAUGGCCGCUCGGUCUGACUUGGAGGAUUCCAGAGUCAAGGAGGAGUACACUCGUGGCUACAAGACAGUCCUUGAAUUCUUUGAGAAAAACUUCUAA